AUGUUCUUCAAAGGAGUGGAUAUUGCUAUUGGCGAUGUUGUAUUCUUCAAAAAAGAAAAUAAAAGAAAGGGUAACGAUCAGUUUGAAGAAGCAGUUGCCGAUGUUGCACCUGAAGCUGUAAUACAUGUAGCAUUGCUAUGCGAGGACACAGGUCAAUGGGUGAUACAUGCGACCCAAGAAUCUGGCGUAUGCCAAGAACUUCUAAUGAAUGUACUAGAAAAGCUAUCUCCCGAGAGUUUCGAGGUGUAUAGAGCUCAAGUACCAGAAACAGUUCGUAUAAAUGUAUGUCAGUGGGCAAAAUCUAAAGUUGGUGCUAAUUAUAACGAUAUUUUCUCGUCUAAUAUGCGCAAUUCUAAGGGUAAUGAAGCAUUCUACUGUUGUCAGUUGGUAGUGAAAUCAUAUGAAGCUGCUGGCAUUUAUGAUUUCUGUCCAUCACAUCAAUUAAAUUUCAAAAAUUCAAAUGGAAAAGUUUUACCUUUUUGGGAGGAAUAUUAUCGUAUGCGAUCAUUACCGGUACCACAGGAUAUGCCUGGUUCGCAUCCUGCUAAAUUAAUCCAUUCUAAAUAUUUAAAACUUCAUUUCGCCAGAUUUUGCAUGCCAUCAGUGAAGUUCACCGUUCCCAAGACUAUCGAUGAUGCAUUACAUUUCAUACGUGGAGCUCGUGUGGCACUUACAGCAACCAAAUAUUUUGAUGUAUAUCAACCAAGAAAUGGUGAAAUAUUAGCACGAUGCAGCUGUGCCAGUGCUGAAGUGAUUGAUGAAGUGGUUAAGGAUGCCUCUAAAGCGCAGCAAUCCUGGGCAGCAUUAAAUGUUCAGCAACGUGGAGCAGUUCUACGCCAAGCAGCUUCUAUCAUACGCAAUGUUGAAGACCAAUUAGCAUAUUUGGAAACAGUUGAUUGCGGUAAACCAAUUGAAGAAUCACGAUGGGAUAUGGCUAAUUCUGCGGAUACUUUUGAAUUCUUCGGCGGUGCUUUGCAUAAUAUUGCUGGCAAUCACUUCCCAUUAAGUAAUGAUAAUUACGCGUAUACAGAACGUGUGCCAUGGGGCAUUGUUGGUGCAAUUGGUGUUUGGAAUUAUCCGAUGCAAACUGCAUCAUGGAAAAUUGCACCAGCAUUAAUGUGUGGUAAUGCUGUGAUCUAUAAGCCAUCACCUUUUGCACCCGUAACUUCUGUACUACUGGCUCAAAUCCUUCAAGCUGCUGGUCUUCCUGAUGGUGUACUAUCCAUUUUACAGGGUGAAGAUGAAACAGGACAGGCGAUUUGCGAACAUAAAAGCAUUAAUAAGAUCUCAUUUACCGGUAGCACCUCAACUGGAUCUAAAAUCCUAACAUCAUGUAGUUUGUUGGGUCGAAUAAAACCAGUAACAUUGGAAUUGGGUGGAAAAAGUGCGAUGAUCGUUUGUGAAGAUGCUGAUAUCGAUGUCGCUGUCACGGGCGCCUUCAUGGCCAAUUUUUUUACUCAAGGUGAGGUAUGUUCAAAUGCAUCAAAAAUCCUCGUGCAUAUGUCAUGUUACAAUGAAUUUCGACAAAAAGUUGUGAAACAAACGAAAAAUUUGGUGAUCGGUGAUCCGUUAUUGAAGGAGACAAAAAUAGGUGCAACAAUCUCCCGUGAACAUUUGAACAAAGUCAAAGCUUAUAUUAAUGAAGCUGUGCAGCAGGGUGCCAAGUUAUUAUGUGGCGGUGACGAGGUAAAAGUUAAAGGUCUCGAAGAUGGCUAUUAUUUAUCGCCUGCUGUUUUGGAUUCCAUAACCGAGCAAAUGAGAAUUUAUAAAGAAGAAGUCUUUGGAGCUGCUAUGUUAAUCAUUCCAUUUUGGAACAAUGAGGAUGCUAUCCAUAUGGCAAAUGAUACGCCUUACGGGCUCGCCGCUGGUGUUUUUACAAGGAAUUUACAUCUGGCAUAUUCAAUGGCUUCAAAACUUCAUGCGGGCAACAUUUAUGUAAAUACAUUCAAUAUUACAAACCCAAUGAUACCUUUUGGUGGUAUGAAACAAUCAGGUUUUGGACGUGAAAAUGGUAUCGCGGCUCUGGAAGCUUUUUCACAAGUGAAAAGCGUAUUUGUCAACGCAUCGGAGAAGUUGGAUAAUCCAUUCCUGUAG
Acanthocheilonema viteae is the source of this 2094-nucleotide messenger RNA. NCBI's taxonomy places the organism in Eukaryota, Metazoa, Nematoda, Chromadorea, Rhabditida, Onchocercidae. The record is from the annotation of a GenBank genome assembly.